UGUCACAUUUGUUUUGAUUCGACGGCGUGCACAUUAAAGAAAUAUCAAAUUGUACUACUUUUUGGUAAAUAUUAAAUAAUAAAAUAAAUGAUUGUUAAAAUGAAACAAAGGCAAAGACGCAGUGGCCUACCGCCACCACCGCCAGUGGAAGAGUUGGAGCAAAUGGCAACUGACGAACAAAUGCGAAACUCAGGUAGCGAGCAAAUUGACAUGGAGAAUUCGGAGGAUAAUAAGAAAGAAAAAGAAAACACCCAAAGUGGCAACCAGAGCGGAGAUGAAAGUGAUAACGACGAUGGCGAUGAAAUGGAUUUGGACAAUUUCAAUGUAAAAACUAAAAAGAAACGCAAGAAAGGCAUUAUUUAUGUAUCCAAUAUACCUAAACAUAUGAAUGUAACGCGUAUACGUGAAAUAUUGGGAGAAUAUGGGAAAAUAGGCCGCGUCUACCUGCAACCAGAGAAAUUACCCGGCAAUAAUGAUAAAAAGAAGAAACGUAAGCGUCUGGCACGCCACUUCACAGAAGGUUGGGUUGAAUUCGAAUCAAAACGUGCAGCAAAACAAAUUGCUGCACUCUUGAAUAACAAACAAAUAUCCACCCGCAAAAAGUCACAAUUCUAUGAUUACCUGUGGAGUAUGAAAUAUUUGCCACGCUUCAAAUGGGUACAUCUCACCGAACGUAUGAACUAUGAACAAGCCGUGCAUAAGCAACGUCUACAAACUGAAGUAUCACAUGCGCGUAAGGAGACUACAUUCUUCCAGAACAAUCUGGAUAAAAGUGAGUUUCUGAAAAAGAAAAGUAAAAAGCCGAGUAAGGGCAAAGAUUUUCCGCUGGAGAGUGCGUGAGUUCAGCGAUUUUCAAAGUGUACAACAAUAAUACUUAUAAGAUUGUUUAGUAUUUAAAUUUGUUUUUUUAAAGAAUGUGUAAAAUAAAAGAGUGAACUAUAAACAAGAG
Ceratitis capitata (Mediterranean fruit fly) is the source of this 949-nucleotide messenger RNA. RefSeq names its product pre-rRNA-processing protein esf2. Gene Ontology annotation, cellular component: nucleolus. The record is from RefSeq and is a predicted model, not a curated record. The coding region runs from base 88 to 840 and encodes 250 amino acids. Gene Ontology annotation, biological process: endonucleolytic cleavage in ITS1 to separate SSU-rRNA from 5.8S rRNA and LSU-rRNA from tricistronic rRNA transcript (SSU-rRNA, 5.8S rRNA, LSU-rRNA); endonucleolytic cleavage to generate mature 5'-end of SSU-rRNA from (SSU-rRNA, 5.8S rRNA, LSU-rRNA); endonucleolytic cleavage in 5'-ETS of tricistronic rRNA transcript (SSU-rRNA, 5.8S rRNA, LSU-rRNA). The transcript is spliced from 2 exons. NCBI's taxonomy places the organism in Eukaryota, Metazoa, Arthropoda, Insecta, Diptera, Tephritidae. Gene Ontology annotation, molecular function: RNA binding.